AUGACCAACUCUAAACAGCAAGAACAACUGUUGAAUCAGGCAAAAUCAGUGACGGAAAGCGCAUGGCAGUUGGUGGAUACUGUCAAGAACUGUGGCGGAAAUCCUAAGUCUGUGAAUAUGCAUCCUGCUUACGAAACCGCUGACAUUACCAAGGAAGCCCUACAAGAACUAGUCCAAUCUCUAGAGGUCAUCUCCACCCAAACGGGCAAAGUGUCCAGCGUGGUGGACAACUUGACACGUGCCAUGACACGAUUGUCUGACCACAGAGCCUCUCUAGUCAUUUCUGACAGUGAGGGUUAUGUGGACUAUCAGACAAGAAUGGUGGUUCAACAACUUGGUGGUGCUUGCGUUGAACUCGUCCAGGAUAACGGACAAUGCCUCAUCGCUAAAGACAUCAUCAGGGAGGAUCUAAAGUAUGGAGACAUCAUCGGAGACAUAGAAACGACCAUAAUGUUCGCUACUGCCGGAAACCUCAAUCCAGAACACGAGAACGAGUCUUUUGCUGAUCAUAGAGAAAAUAUACUGAAAACAGCAAACGCCUUUGUGGAGGAUACAAAAACAUUGGUAGCUGGAGCUGCCAGUUCUCAAAAGCAACUGGCUGUGGCCGCACAGAAUUCUUUAAACUGGCCGAGGUUUUCAAAGGCCGAGGUUGUCAAAUUUGGAGCUGCCAGUUUGGGCUCAGACAAUCCAGACUCACAAGUAAUGUUGAUCAACGCUGUUAGAGAUGUGGCUAGUGCUCUGGGUAAUCUAAUUCACGCCACUAGGGCUGCCAGUGGUAAACCAAUUAAUGAUCCUGCAAUGGCGCAUCUUAAAGACAGCGCCAAAAUGACUUAUACUCAAAUUAAAGACAGACGAUUGAUCAAGCCAUAUAAAGCGACACAGUGUCCUGAAAAUCAAGAGGGAGCAUUUUUGAUAAGAAUUAGUGAGUCUAGUCCAGGAGACAUUUCGUUAUCUGUAAAAUGUGCAGUUGGUGUGCAACAUUUUAAAGUCCUGCGCGAUGCCCAAGGAAAAUUCUUUUUAUGGGUGGUUAAAUUUAAUUCGCUCAACGAACUCGUCGAAUACCAUAGAACGUCUUCAGUGUCAAGGUCGCAAGACGUAAAACUGAGAGAUAUGGUUGUAGAAGAAUAAUUAGUACAAGCAUUGUACGAUUUUACGCCACAAGAGGUUGGAGAAUUAGAAUUUAACAGAGGCGAUGUCAUCACCGUUACAGACCGUUCUGAUCAACAUUGGUUUAAAGUCCUGCGCGAUGCCCAAGGAAAAUUAUUUCUAUGGGUGGUUAAAUUUAAUUCGCUCAACGAACUCGUCGAAUACCAUAGAACGUCUUCAGUGUCAAGGUCGCAAGACGUAAAACUGAGAGAUAUGGUUGUAGAAGAAUAUUUAGUACAAGCAUUGUACGAUUUUACGCCACAAGUGGUUGGAGAAUUAGAAUUUAACAGCGGCAAUGUCAUCACCGUUACAGACCGUUCUGAUCAACAUUGGUUUAAAGUCCUGCGCGAUGCCCAAGGAAAAUUAUUUCUAUGGGUGGUUAAAUUUAAUUCGCUCAACGAACUCGUCGAAUACCAUAGAACGUCUUCAGUGUCAAGGUCGCAAGACGUAAAACUGAGAGAUAUGGUUGUAGAAGAAUAUUUAGUACAAGCAUUGUACGAUUUUACGCCACAAGAGGUUGGAGAAUUAGAAUUUAACAGAGGCGAUGUCAUCACCGUUACAGACCGUUCUGAUCAACAUUGGUUUAAAGUCCUGCGCGAUGCCCAAGGAAAAUUAUUUCUAUGGGUGGUUAAAUUUAAUUCGCUCAACGAACUCGUCGAAUACCAUAGAACGUCUUCAGUGUCAAGGUCGCAAGACGUAAAACUGAGAGAUAUGGUUGUAGAAGAAUAUUUAGUACAAGCAUUGUACGAUUUUACGCCACAAGUGGUUGGAGAAUUAGAAUUUAACAGCGGCGAUGUCAUCACCGUUACAGACCGUUCUGAUCAACAUUGGUUUAAAGUCCUGCGCGAUGCCCAAGGAAAAUUAUUUCUAUGGGUGGUUAAAUUUAAUUCGCUCAACGAACUCGUCGAAUACCAUAGAACGUCUUCAGUGUCAAGGUCGCAAGACGUAAAACUGAGAGAUAUGGUUGUAGAAGAAUACUUAGUACAAGCAUUGUACGAUUUUACGCCACAAGAGGUUGGAGAAUUAGAAUUUAACAGAGGCGAUGUCAUCACCGUUACAGACCGUUCUGAUCAACAUUGGUUUAAAGUCCUGCGCGAUGCCCAAGGAAAAUUAUUUCUAUGGGUGGUUAAAUUUAAUUCGCUCAACGAACUCGUCGAAUACCAUAGAACGUCUUCAGUGUCAAGGUCGCAAGACGUAAAACUGAGAGAUAUGGUUGUAGAAGAAUAUUUAGUACAAGCAUUGUACGAUUUUACGCCACAAGUGGUUGGAGAAUUAGAAUUUAACAGCGGCGAUGUCAUCACCGUUACAGACCGUUCUGAUCAACAUUGGUUUAAAGUCCUGCGCGAUGCCCAAGGAAAAUUAUUUCUAUGGGUGGUUAAAUUUAAUUCGCUCAACGAACUCGUCGAAUACCAUAGAACGUCUUCAGUGUCAAGGUUGCAAGACGUAAAACUGAGAGAUAUGGUUGUAGAAGAAUAUUUAGUACAAGCAUUGUACGAUUUUACGCCACAAGAGGUUGGAGAAUUAGAAUUUAACAGAGGCGAUGUCAUCACCGUUACAGACCGUUCUGAUCAACAUUGGUUUAAAGUCCUGCGCGAUGCCCAAGGAAAAUUAUUUCUAUGGUGGUUAAAUUUAAUUCGCUCAACGAACUCGUCGAAUACCAUAGAACGUCUUCAGUGUCAAGGUCGCAAGACGUAA
Molecule: messenger RNA, 2841 nt
Organism: Sitophilus oryzae (rice weevil)
Lineage: Eukaryota; Metazoa; Arthropoda; Insecta; Coleoptera; Curculionidae
Product: intersectin-2-like
Exons: 6
Molecular function (GO): actin binding
Source: RefSeq, a predicted model, not a curated record